Molecule: messenger RNA, 489 nt
Organism: Lates calcarifer (barramundi perch)
Lineage: Eukaryota; Metazoa; Chordata; Actinopteri; Centropomidae
Product: hydroxyacyl-thioester dehydratase type 2, mitochondrial-like
Exons: 1
Coding region: 1-489 (162 amino acids)
Source: RefSeq, a predicted model, not a curated record
AUGAGUUUCAUGUGGAGGAGUGUCUUUAACAAACCGCGGCUCUGCCUCUCCUCCAUCGCAGCAGCAGCUCCUCUGCCCUGCCGGCUGCUCCACGUCGGCCAGCGAGCCUCCCUCACCAAAGCCUUCUCCUCUAGAGAUGUGGAGCUCUUCGCUGAGCUGACAGGCGACACAAACCCCCUCCACCUGGACCCAGUCUACGCCAGCACCACCUCCUUCGAGACGCCCAUCGUCCACGGCGUCCUCAUCAAUGGCCUGAUCUCGGCCGUGCUCGGCACCAAGAUGCCAGGCCGCGGCUGCGUCUUCCUGCAUCAGGAGAUCCGCUUCCCGGCGCCCCUGUAUGUUGGUGAGGAGGUGCUGGCCGAAGCCGAGGUCCGCAAGAUCAAGAUGUCGUUUGCCUUGAUCGCCGUGACGUGUUCGGUCAAAGACAAGGUGGUGAUGGACGGGGAGGUGAUGGUGAUGAUGCCCGAGGAUCAGCAGAAGAAGGGGUGA